This is a messenger RNA of Trypanosoma rangeli, 999 nucleotides long. RefSeq lists its product as uncharacterized. Lineage: Eukaryota; Euglenozoa; Kinetoplastea; Trypanosomatida; Trypanosomatidae. The record is from RefSeq and is a predicted model, not a curated record. The transcript has a single exon. Bases 1 to 999 code for a protein of 332 amino acids.
AUGCAGCAGGCGGAAAGCAUAGACUACACUCCGGCGGCCGGCAGCCCGCUCACGGCAGGCUGCAGGUACUCGUCCAACGUCGAGGAGGACGAGGAGGCCGAAGUGCUUCGCUCGCUCGUGCAGGAAGUACUGCAGGGUUGCAUGGCAACGCACACGGAGCCGUCCGCCGCCCCCACACAUGCCUCCGCUGCGGCUGCGAUUCGUCCUGCGUUUGCGACGGUUGGCAACCACCAAGUGCGAACACCGCGACCCCGGACGACGGCGUCGCGUGCGCGGCGGCCUGCGCAAAGAGGUGACAGGCGCCUUGGGGAAGACUCGCUCCAAAACGGGGUGCCUUCGCCGUCGCCCAUUACCCCUGCCACACCACCACGGGAGGCCGAUGCGACCGGCAAGCGUGCCCCAGUGGCCGCGGCGUCGACGCUGGCAUCUGCCCCCUCACCGUCUACAACAGCCUCAGCGAAUUCCUCCAUCCUGCAGGCCGCCGCCCCGCUCUUUACGUCGGUGUCAAACAACUCCUACCUUGACUCCUCCACAGUCUCACAGCCGCAGCGGAAAUGGAUGUCGAGUGGGGGCACCAACUGCGACGCCUCACACUAUUCUGUGGAUUCGCCUCUGACGGUGACCCCCGCAGGGGACACGGACAUCACAGCAACUGCUGUCCUCAUACAAAAUUACGCGCACGAGCGUGCGGAGACGGAGAAACAGAUGCGGCAAACCCUGCAUGACCUCGAACAACGCCAGCAGCAUCUGCUUUUUACAGUGCAGGGAGGCGUGGCCGCUGCGGACUAUACUGACGCUUCUGGGCUGACACGCAAGGAGGAGCGGAACGGCGACAGUGUGCAGCGGCACAACACUAGCGUUGCCUCCUCCGCCUCGUUGAUCACAGCCCACGCCUCGUCGCGCGCGUCGUCAGCGCAGGCGUCCACCGCGGCUCCUGCACCUCCGUCUCGACUGCUGCUGCUGCAAGAGCGGUUUGCGACGAUGCCUAUAGCGCAGUGA